AUGACAGUUAUUGGACCUACGUAUGGCCCUCGGCCCCAUUCAUUCACUUUGGAUGAUACUGGGGAGCGCUACUACAUCGGAGCCGAGAUCGGUGCUUAUUUGAAACUCCACAGGGGUACUCUUUAUAAGAAAUAUCCUGUACUAUGGAGGAAAGUAGCUACUCAAGAAGACAAAGAGAAGCUCAGGCAAUUAGCUCUUUCUCAAUCCUUUAUGCAUACUAAUAUCAUGCUUGUGAAAGCUCCUGAAAUUGAUGAAUUGUUGAAUGGUCAGGAAGAGAAGUAUAGAGCUGCCGGAGCAGCUCCUUCGCAGGUCAGAGUUGACCAAACUCCAGCUAAAGGUGGCAAACCACAACAAGGACCUGGUUGGGCAGGACAACAAGUUACAAGCGGUUCUCAUCACUUGGAAUCAGUUCCAUGCUCGUUUCCUCUAGCUCAUUCUAGAGGUCGUGUCAAAGCACGAGAUGUUGCUUAUAGUGCUGAAGACUUGGAGUUGGCUAAGCGUGUUUCCGAGAACGCCGAAGUACCCGAAGAUUUGGUUCCAAUCAGAUUGGAUAUGGAGUUAGAAGGAGUGAAGCUCAGAGAUACUUUUUGCAUAAAUAAAAAUGAGAAAUUGAUAACCCCUGAUUUGGUUGCUGAGAUCAUAUGCGAAGACUUGGAUUUACCUUCUAACAACUUCCAACCUGCUGUUGCUGCUGCCAUCCAUCAACAGUUGGAAGCUGCUACCGAAGCUCCUCCUCUUGAUAAUAACGUGUCUGACCAAAGAGCUAUACUUAAACUUAAUAUUAACGUGGGAAACCAAAGUCUUGUUGAUCAGUUCGAGUGGGAUAUGUCUGAUCCUAACAACAACCCUGAAGACUUUGCUAGAUCUCUAUGUAGUGAACUCGGCUUAGGUGGAGAGUUUGCUUCUGCUAUAGCUUACUCUAUUCGGGGACAGCUACAGUGGAAUCAGAGAACUUAUGCCUUUUCAGAGAGCCCACAACCAACUGUAGAAUGCCCAUUUAGGAAUCCUGCUGAAUCAGAUCAGUGGGGUCCGUUCCUUGAAACACUGACUGAUGCAGAAAUCGAAAAGAAGAUGCGAGAUCAAGAUCGUAAUACUCGCCGCAUGAGACGUCUCGUCGGAGGAGGAUUCAAUUUUUAA
Molecule: messenger RNA, 1137 nt
Organism: Auanema sp. JU1783
Lineage: Eukaryota; Metazoa; Nematoda; Chromadorea; Rhabditida; Rhabditidae
Source: the annotation of a GenBank genome assembly